Molecule: messenger RNA, 2279 nt
Organism: Mytilinidion resinicola
Lineage: Eukaryota; Fungi; Ascomycota; Dothideomycetes; Mytilinidiales; Mytilinidiaceae
Product: glycoside hydrolase
Exons: 6
Coding region: 200-2131 (643 amino acids)
Biological process (GO): L-arabinose metabolic process
Molecular function (GO): alpha-L-arabinofuranosidase activity
Source: RefSeq, a predicted model, not a curated record
GUCAUUCGCAGUAGCAAUUGCCACUGUAACGGCUUUUGCGCCGUCGUUGAGUAAUGGCAGAAGAAGUGGCGUCUUUCGGGAGACUGGCUUGUACCCUACAAGCCUCAAGAGCACUGGGAAUUCAACUGCUGUGGAACUGAAGAUUUCUACUAAAGACAAUAGUAGUAGGAAUGAGACUGCGCCAUAUCUCUACGGGCUCAUGUUUGAGGACAUCAAUCAUUCGGGCGAUGGAGGAAUCUAUGCUGAGUUGAUCACCAAUCGAGCAUUUCAAGGCUCGAACAUCAACACUGGCUCUAUUUCAGGCUAUUCAGGAAGCCUCAUCCUUCCAUCUGAGAAUUUGGCACUAGCUGGUGGACCAGUGCUAACAGGAUGGGGACCGAUUGGAGAUGUCAGAUUGAGCCUGGACAUACUGCAUCCUCUUUCAGAUGCGCUCCCAACUGUUUUGCAAGUUGACAUACCUGUGAACGCGACUGGCGAGGUCGGAUUCUUCAAUUACGGGUGGUGGGGAAUGGACGUCAGCCCACAGGAAUACAAGGCAUCUUUCUACGUACUAGCAAAUUAUCCACGGUACAAGGGCAACAGCACUACUUUCACGGUCUCGCUACGAUCAAACUUGACUGAAGAAAUUUGGGCAAGUACAGAGCUUCCUACGGUGAAGGUCGAUACUUUGGACUAUAUCCAGCUUAAUACCACCAUCUCCAAUGAAGCAAAGACACCAAAUUCGAAUAACACAUUUGCUGUUACUAUGGAUGCAUAUGAGGUAGCUGGGCAGACGUUCUACUUUGACCUUAUCAGUCUCUUCCCAGAGACAUUCAAGAAUAGACCGAACGGGUUGCGGAAGGAUCUCGCUGAAGCGUUCUAUGACAUAAAGCCUAAGUUUUUGAGGUUUCCAGGAGGUAACAACCUAGAAGGAGUUUCCCCUCAAACGCGAUGGAAAUGGUGGAAGACUAUCGGCCCCCUCAAAGACCGGCCCGGACGCGCAAUCGCCAACUGGAACUACGCCAACACCGACGGACUAGGACUCCUCGAAUACCUCGAGUGGACCGAAGACAUGGAGAUAGAGCCCAUUCUAGCCGUAUACUCGGGGUUCUCCCUUGACAUCUGGGGUGAAGACGGCGCCUCCUACCCCGAGUCCCGAAUGCACGAAGUCCUCCAAGAAGCUCUCGACGAGCUCGAAUACUGCACCGGCCCAACCACUACCAAGUACGGUGCCCUUCGUGCCUCUCACGGCCAUCCAACUCCCUUCAAGAUCAACUUCGUCGAGAUCGGCAACGAGGAUUGGUUUAGCAGCACCUAUCCCCACCGCUUCUACUUCCUCUAUAAUGGCCUCAAAGCCGCUUACCCGGACAUCACGCUCAUCAGCACUGCUUACAAUGAGAACGCAGACUACAAUAUAUCCAUCCCCGCGGGUGGGAUGUGGGAUACACACCAUUACGAAGAGCCCCACUACUUCCUCGAGAACUUCAACUUUUACGAUAACUGGCAAGAGGCGACCAACAACACAGACGUCGGCGUGCUGCUCGGCGAGUACAGCGUCAAGCAGCUCGACUCGCCCGACGGCGCUGUCAACUGGUCCGCUCCAGGACUCCCACUCCCGCAAUUGGUAUCCGCAAUCGCAGAAGGAGUGUACGCCCUCGGCGGCGAGCGGAAUCCUAACACGGUCCGCAUGAGCUCUUACGCACCUAGCUUACAGAACUUGAACUGGUACAACUGGGUGCCGGAUAUGAUCGCCUUCACUGCAAACCUGGCGCAGACGCUGCUCAGUGCGAGUUACUGGCAGCAGUGGCUCUUCGCACGUUUCCGAGGCGCCCAAACACUCCCUGUCGUGAAUACGAAAGGAGAUUUUAGGCCGCUGUUUUGGGCGAGUAGUAUCAAUGGGGAGGAGACGGAGGCGUAUCUUAAGGUUAUCAAUGCUGGGGAUACGGCGGUGCCGCUGAGUGUGGUGUUGGAUGUGGAGAUUAGGGGGGUUAAUGCGACGGUCAUUGGGAAUCCGAAUGAGAACGCUGAGAAUACGGAGGAAGAGAUGGAGGCGGUGGUUCCAAAGGUUGCGAACGUGACACAGACUAGGGGGAGGAGUUGGAGUUGGAACGUCCCGGCUUGGUCGAUUGUUGUGGUGCAGUUUGAUGUCUGAGGGAUGGUGGUGGUUUUGGGAGGGAGAGUGAUCUUUGGUAGCCAUUUCCAAAACUUGUGUUGUUACUCUUGGACGAAGGUUCGAACAAAAAGAGUUCUCUAUGACCUCUCCACGUCUUAUGACAUUAGUACCUGUGUAAUUGAAUCCC